Xenopus laevis (African clawed frog) is the source of this 1740-nucleotide messenger RNA. It is a transcript of the gene syt12.L, whose product is annotated as synaptotagmin 12 L homeolog. The record is from RefSeq and is a predicted model, not a curated record. Bases 399 to 1634 code for a protein of 411 amino acids. The transcript has 9 exons. Lineage: Eukaryota; Metazoa; Chordata; Amphibia; Anura; Pipidae.
AGGAGGGCUUGAAUGAAUGCAGUGUAAAGCAUCAGCACAGAUAACCAAAAUACCAGCCAUCUCCGCUGUGUCUCUACUCAGUUAUCCAGAGCCCAGUCUUAUAGGAUGCCAACAUGAAAGCAGCCGCUGGACGGGAGAAACCCUAGCCUGUGCCUUGGGAUGGCUCAUCACAGGAGAGCACUUGCUCAGACACUGGGAUAUUGCCUGGAUUGAACCGAGAGCACAGCAGCACUUUGGGCACUGACUGCAGCAAACUCUGGCCAAGAGAAAACACAGAUGGAAAAAACCCUUAAUGCUGAAUAAACAAGCUCAAGAAUUGGAGGCACUGAUGCUGAGGGAGACAGCCUUCCCGUAAUUCGAAGCCUUCUGGAUAACAGGGUGAGGAUUGAAUAAAUGCCAUGGAGAGCAAAAUCCUCGACUACGAGUACCGGAUCAGUGUGAUCAGAAGCCCCCCAGGAUGGGAAAUAGGCAUCUACAUUGCUGGUGCCUUGACUCUACUUGGUGUAACUGGUCUGUACCUCUGGAAACUAUAUAAAUCAGGAAAUUACCCAUCGCCUUCUCCGUUCCCCAACUACGACUAUCGAUAUCUCAAGCAGAAAUAUGGAACUUCCUACUCCGAAGUAAAGAAAAAGGGAAAGCCUUCUGCUGCCAAACCUGCAAAUAUUAAUGAUACCUAUGAAAGUGUCAGUGAGUUUGGCCCCAUAGAGCUGAUUAACAAAGAUCUUGAAAUGACACCUUAUGGAACGCUAAAGAAGUCUGUCUCUAUUGACUCGCUCAGCUCUAUUUCUUCCAUUGGAAAUAACUUUGGCCAAGACGUUACAGUUGGACAGAUUGAAGUGACCAUGGACUAUGAUGUCUACUCCAACACUUUACAUGUUGCUUUAAUACAAGGAAAAGACUUGCUUGAAAGGAAAGAAGAUGGGAAUUUCGAGUCUUGUUUUGUGCACAUCAGUCUUCUCCCAGAUGAGCAAAUUGUUGGCAUCUCCAGGAUACAGAGAAAUGCAUAUUCUGUCAUGUUCGACGAGACAUUUUCUAUCCCGCUUGACCCGCUGGCGCUGGAAGACAACAGCUUGAAGUUCUCCAUUUUUGGAAUCGACGGGGACGAUAAGAACGUCAGCACUGGAGUAGCAGAGCUGAAGCUGUCAGACCUAGAUCUGGCUCUGCGCCCAUUUAAUACGUGGAUAUAUCUGCAGGAUGUCAACAAGGCUACAGAUACUGUAGGAGAGAUCCUCCUGUCACUCAGUUAUCUCCCGACUGCUGAACGACUCACGGUUGUCGUGGUUAAAGGGAGGAAUCUGCUCUGGACCGAAGGAAAGACCACUGCAGAUCCAUUUGUAAAAGUCUACCUUCUCCAAGAAGGCAGGAAGAUAAGCAAAAAAAAGACAGGGGUGAAAAGAGAUGACCGGAACCCAGUUUUUAAUGAGGCAAUGAUAUUUUCUGUGCCAGCCAUUGUACUGCAGGACCUGUCUUUGAGGAUCACAGUAGCAGAGUGCUGCGAGGAUGGGAGAGCAGAGAAUGUUGGACAUGUGAUCAUAGGUCCUUCAGCAAGUGGAGUGGGCAUGACCCACUGGAACCAGAUGUUGGCCACCCUGAGAAAACCUGUGUCCACGUGGCACCAAAUCAGACGAAAUUAGUGGUAGACAUCUUAUUGAUUUCUUUCUUAAUCACUACUAUAUAGCAUUAAUGGCAAUAACUGGAGCUCAAAGAAACACCAAGAAUGGGAAUAAACUCUUAUGAUAA